Lodderomyces beijingensis is the source of this 2307-nucleotide messenger RNA. Lineage: Eukaryota; Fungi; Ascomycota; Pichiomycetes; Serinales; Debaryomycetaceae. The record is from the annotation of a GenBank genome assembly.
AUGAACCGAAGUCGAGAUUUGACGGCAAACGACAAUUGGAGUGGAGAUAUUAGUCCUCUGAGUGAAAGCAUCAACUCGUCGGGCCAGAACCCAUUCGAUGCAAAAUCAACGCCUCCAGCAACACAGCGAGAAAACUUGCGCAGUUUAGGCGGUUCUAAUUCAACAGUGCUGCUGAGUAGUAACCCCCACGCGGGCCAAGCUCGACCACCUCAACAACACCCUUCCGAUUUCUCGAGCUAUUAUGGACGUCUCUUUGUAGUCAACGGAGAGAGCACCCCGGACAGCAACUCGAGGCUCUUGAGCACACCAUCGAGCGGCUCCAUUUCCUCCCUCGCCAACCCAUUCACACCUCCGCCGACAAAGUCAUAUUUCUCGCAAGCCAGCAACAGUCCCAGCAAUUUGAAAAGUCCCAUACGAAGUAACAGCGUGAAAAUAAGCAGACCUCCGUCAUACAACAGAUACCCCACCAUCAACGGCUCAAACUACGCGCCGGCUUAUCCAGAAAAUAUACAAGAACACCACCACCAACAGCACCAACAGCAGCAACAUCUUGCUACUUCAUACCGAGACUCGCCGCCGUCACCGCUGUCACCGCUGUCACCGCUGUCACCGUCGUCACCGCCCUCCUCUGCUUCAACCACUGCUCUCAACGAGAAAAACAUACUCCUUAAGGAGUCGCGGCAGGAGCCACCUAUAGACAAGGAAAAGAAUUUUCUAUACCAUUAUUCAGACGUCAGCCCCUUUGGCGGGUACCCUGCAUCUUCUUUCCCCUUGGACAUCAAUGAAAAGGAGAGCGACGACCACUUGCACAACCCGGACCCGAUAAAAGACGCCAAGUACGAAAGGCAUCGGUUCUGGUACGAUUUCAAGUAUGGCGAUACCAGAUCCCGCUUCGGGAUCCUCGGGUUUGUCUUUCUUUUCGCAGCCGCGAUUGCCGUGUUUGUGAUUUUGCCCUGCGUGACAUACACGGGGGUCACUGACCAUCGAACAGUGGUGUACCAGACAUAUGAGACUUUGACCCAUUACAAGUACCCGCAACUAAGUGCCAUUCGCACAACUUUGGUUGACCCCGAUACACCAGAAGAUGCAUUGAGCAUAAAAGCGCGCGAUGGAAGCCAAUGGACCCUCGUAUUUAGCGAUGAGUUUAAUGCUCAAGGAAGAACUUUUUAUGAAGGCGACGACCAAUUUUUCACAGCGCCAGACUUGCAUUACGACGCCACCAAGGAUUUGGAAUGGUACGACCCUGAUGCUGUGACCACCGGAAAUGGAACCCUCAAUCUUCGAAUGGAUGCCUAUAAGAACCACAACUUGUUCUACAGGUCGGGCAUGGUUCAAUCAUGGAACAAGAUGUGUUUUACCCAGGGCAAGAUUGAAGUCUCAAUACGGUUGCCCAAUUACGGUACCGUUUCUGGAUUGUGGCCCGGGAUAUGGACAAUGGGCAACUUGGGCCGCCCCGGCUACUUGGCCACAACCGAGGGAGUUUGGCCCUACUCGUACGACACCUGUGAUUCCGGCAUCACGCCAAACCAAUCGUCACCAGAUGGACUUUCGUAUCUUCCAGGCCAGAGACUAAACAGCUGCACGUGUCCCGGGCAAGACCACCCCAAUCGAGGCGUAGGUCGAGGCGCACCGGAAAUCGAUGUCAUUGAAGCCGAGGUUAUGACCGAUCCCAAAGGCAACAAACCCAACAAUGGUAUUGCCUCGCAAUCGUUGCAGAUUGCGCCCUUUGAUAUCUGGUACAUGCCCGAUUACAACUUUAUUGCCAUCCACAAUGCUUCGGUGACUACCAUGAACACGUAUGCGGGCGGGCCGUUCCAACAGGCUAUAAGUGGAACAACCAUGUUGAAUACCACAUGGUAUGAGCGUCUUGACAGAAAUGACCCUGGCGCUUCCGGAUAUUUCCAAAAAUACGGAUACGAAUACAUCAAUGAUGAUAACUCGGGUUACUUGCGUUGGUUUGUCGGUGAUGACCCCACGCUUACGUUGAUGGCCACUGCAUUGCACCCCGAUGGAAACAUUGGAUGGCGAAGGAUUUCUAAAGAGCCAAUGUCGAUAAUCAUGAACUUGGGAGUGAGUAACAAUUGGGCUUAUAUCGACUGGGUCUCGUUGGUGUUUCCCACCAUCUUCCGCAUCGACUACGUGAGGGUUUACCAACCUCCCGGUGCCGUUAAUGUCGGUUGCGACCCCGAUGAUUUCCCCACGCACGACUACAUUCAGCUGCAUUUGAACAUGUACGAGAAUGUGAAUUUGACCAGUUUGGAAGAUGCAGGUUAUACCUACCCCAAGAAUACCUUGCUUGGCUGUUGA